UUGAGUUAGAGCUGCCUUUGACACUUUACCACUUGCUCCACAACACACUAAAACUACAACAACAGCUAUAACAACAACUACUACUACUACUACUACUACUACUACUACUACUACUACUACUACUACUACUACUACUACUACUACAGGUCCGGGAGAUGGAUGCUGACGAGGAAUUUGCCAGAAAACUACAGAGAGAGUUUGAUCUAGAGAGAGAGUGGGAGAGCAAAGAUGCAUCACAGGUACUAGCAACUUUACAAGAGAAGAAUGGAGAAGAGGAGAGAAGAAGAGGAGGAGGAAGAGAAGGAGGAAGAGGAGGAAGAGGAACCACCAACACUUCCCCCCACUCAUCAGGAAAAGAGAAGAGGAAAGGCAGUGGAGGAGGAGGAGGAGGAGGAAGAGGAAGAGGAGCAGAUGACAGUGGCGGCCCAUCCCAGGAGGAGGGGGCUGGGGGGGAUGUCGAGGCGGCCCCCAAACCAGACAGGCCGCGGUGCCAGUAUGGGGCUCAGUGUUACCGCAAGAACCCCACUCACCUCCGAGACUUCUGGCACCCACACACAGGAGGGGGUGGUGGUAGUGGUGGUGGUGGUGGUGGUGGUGAUGGUGGUGGUGGAGCAAGUGGAGAUCAUGGAAAAGGAAAAAAAGAAGGAAGCAACAAGAGAGAGGGAGAGGGAGAAAGAGAGGAGAGAGCACGAAAGAAGCAUAAGGGAAGAGCCUUCACGGAGCGUUUGGACGGCAGUUCCCCCUACAGAGUCUUCCUUAAUAAGUGCUUCAGUGUGGCGGGGACCCAUGGUGACCCUCUCUCCCUUGUGUUCAAUGACCUGCUCUCGCCAGCCCUCGGUACCCUGGUGGAGACUGCCCAGCUGACCUUCCUCGCUGACCUGGACUUCCUGAUGGGCACCUACAAGUCAGUGUCCAGCCAGGUUGCCAACUUGCCACUGCUGUUAUUGUAUGGCAGGAUGGAGGGUGACCUGUCUGACUGCCCUAAUGUGACUGCUGUGGAGGUAAAGACCAGCAUUAUGUACGGCACCCACCACACCAAGGCUAUGUUGCUGCUUUAUCAGACUGGCCUCCGAGUCGUCAUUCACACUGCAAACCUGAUCCCCAACGACUGGUUCGAGAAGACACAAGGCUACUGGGUGUCUCCUCUCUUUCCCAAGCUUGAGAGUGGUAGUGGUGGUGGUGGUGGUGGUGGUGAGGGAGAGGCACCAACAGGCUUCAAGGCAGACCUCAUUCACUACCUACAAGUUUACAAGCUUCAGCAACUCCAUCACUGGGUUGAAGUGGUGAAGAGCCAUGAUUUCUCCCAGUGCAGGGCAGUGCUGGUGGGGAGUGUGCCGGGGUACCACAAGGGGGGUGAGAUGGACCGGUGGGGCCACAGGAAGGUGAGGGCAGUGCUGGGCCGUCACCUCCCCCCUCCCACCCCUCAACACCACCAGGGCCACCCAUACACAGUCAUACAGUCCUCCUCUAUUGGCAGCUUGGGCAAAGAUGAGAGGGCUUGGCUGACCUCACAACUGCACAGGAGCUUAACAGGACCCUCCACCACCACCACCACCCCCAAGAUCUUUGUGGUGUAUCCGAGCCUGGAUGACGUGAAGGGCAGCAGUGAGGGGUGGCAGGGGGGGUCCUGUCUCCCCUACCAGAGCAAGGUUCAUGACAGGCAGAAGUGGAUUACCAGAUAUUUGUGUGUGUGGCGUAGUGAGGGCAGGAAACGCACUCGCUCCAUCCCGCACAUUAAGACUUACUGCAGAGUCUCCCCGGACCACAAGACUGCUCAGUACCUCCUGCUCACCUCGGCCAACCUCUCCAAGGCAGCCUGGGGGGAGGAGCAAAAGGGCGCCACUCAGCUCUUUAUUAGGUCAUACGAGUUGGGCGUCCUUCUCCUGCCAAAGUUUAUAACAGGAGGAAGAGUGUUUGACCUGACCCCUACUGGCAGCUCUCCCACCUGACCCUCCCCUAUGACCUCCCCUCACCCCUACCCCUCCACCAUCCCCUGGUUGGCUGACACUGAGAAGAAGGAGAAGGAUGUGCUGGGUCAGACUUACCCUUAGUGGUGGUGGUGGUAGUUGUUGUUGUUAUUAUUAUUAUUAUUAUUAUUAUUAUUAUUAUUAUUAUUAUUAUUAUUAUUAUUAUUUCUCCAUUUUCUUCCAUAAUUUUUGUAUGUGACAUCAAAGAGAAGUAAUAAAUGUGUCUUGAAUUGUCUGAAGAUAAUUAAUGAAGCAGUGAAGCUGUGAAGAUCAAGUUUUAUAUGCAAGAGGAAAGAGUAGCCAAGGGCAAUGAAAAAAAUAAAAAGAGGGCCCACUUAAUUGGCAGUCCCCUUGCAGGUCAAACAGUCAGAAGAAAGGGACAAAAGUCUUGAAAUUAGUGAAGCAGUGAAGAUAACUAAGGGCAAAGUCCCCCAGAAAAUUAUGGAGUUUAGGUUUCCAGUGAGGUGAAGGCUUACAAACUGAAGGAAACCUGACAUUUUAUGAUCCGAAAAAUUUGGUUUUACAAUUUCUCUUGCAAAAAUAUCAUGUGAAAAAGAAUAUUUGGGAAAUGUUUGUAAAAAUGCGUCAGAUUUUAGAGACCAUGUGUGUGACAUUGAGAUGGAGGGGGCAAUGCGAGUGUCACGCUUGAUGUGAGAGUUGACAAGUGUGCUGAAGGGGUCAAGAUGAGCAAACAUUCCAUAAUUUGUCAUUUUUGCAACUCUUCCUCUCAAUGUCAGUGUGCUUUUUAAACCUCUCCUGAAAUAUUAAGAAUGUUUGUAAAGUUCACUCUAAUCAUAUUGAGAAAGGGUAAAAUGUAUGAAUAAAAGCAGUAUGUUUU
Messenger RNA from Portunus trituberculatus (swimming crab), 2805 nucleotides. It is a transcript of the gene gkt, whose product is annotated as tyrosyl-DNA phosphodiesterase 1-like. The coding region runs from base 156 to 1949 and encodes 597 amino acids. The record is from RefSeq and is a predicted model, not a curated record. The transcript is spliced from 14 exons. NCBI's taxonomy places the organism in Eukaryota, Metazoa, Arthropoda, Malacostraca, Decapoda, Portunidae. Gene Ontology annotation, biological process: double-strand break repair; single strand break repair. Gene Ontology annotation, molecular function: 3'-tyrosyl-DNA phosphodiesterase activity; double-stranded DNA binding; single-stranded DNA binding. Gene Ontology annotation, cellular component: nucleus.